Molecule: messenger RNA, 1272 nt
Organism: Nicotiana tabacum (common tobacco)
Lineage: Eukaryota; Viridiplantae; Streptophyta; Magnoliopsida; Solanales; Solanaceae
Source: RefSeq, a predicted model, not a curated record
UGAAAUCUCCUCCAGUCAUUUCAUUGUCUAAAAGUUGCAUUCUUCUUUUUUUAAUAGACUCUCUGCUUCUUGCUUAUUCUUUCUCCCAUUUUCCCUUCUCUUUCUUUGAUUGGACUCAUCACCUGCUUUAGAUUUUCUGUUCAUCUGCAGACACAAAGUUACCAGAAUUUGGGUAGUCUUUAAUUCUUGAAAAUACAUCUUAAAAGCUUCCAAACACUAUUUUUCCUCUUUUUCUUGUGCUAAAUUCAAAAGGGCAUGUCCUGAAAAUUCGCUGUAAGAGCAAAUAGUUGAGAUAUAUUAGUAAUAAAGAUGAAGAUCCAGUGUGAUGUAUGUGAGAAAGCUCAAGCUACUGUAAUUUGCUGUGCUGAUGAGGCAGCUUUGUGUGCUAAAUGUGAUAUUGAAGUUCAUGCUGCAAAUAAACUGGCAAGUAAGCAUCAGAGGCUUCAUCUUCAGUGCCUCUCCAACAAGCUUCCUCCUUGUGAUAUUUGCCAAGAUAAAGCAGCAUUCAUCUUCUGUGUUGAGGAUAGAGCUCUCUUUUGCAAGGACUGUGACGAAGCGAUUCAUUCUGCCAGCAGCCUUGCUGCAAAUCACCAGCGCUUCCUGGCCACUGGAAUUCGAGUAGCCUUGAGCUCAAGCUGUAAUAAGGAUGCAGUAAAAACCCAAUUGGAGCCACCACAACCACCUCAGCAGAAUUCUCAACAAGUUGGCCUGAAAAUGCCUCCACAUCAAUUGUCCGGUAUCACAUCACCAUCUUGGCCUGUUGAUGAUUUACUAGGAUUUCCAGAUUAUGAUUCGACUGAUAAGAAGGAGCUACUUGAGCUAGGUGAACUUGAGUGGUUGGGAGACAUUGAUCUCUUUGGUGAACAAACAGCAGCUGAAGUACCCGAGUUAUCAGUAUCUCAGUCGAGCAACACACAUAAUAUUUACAAGCCAACCAGAUAUCAAAUGUCAUACAAGAAGCCCAGAAUUGAAAUCCCAGAUGACGAUGAGUACUUUACAGUUCCAGAGCUUGGUUGAGCUCCAAUGUCAUAAGAUUCCUAUUUAAACAUUUAUGUGUGCUUGCAUGCAGUUCUUAACCAUAUUGUCAACAGAUAUGUUCAGUAAGUAGAAGAAACAUUAUUCUGCUUAAGAUAGCCUUUAUCUUUAAUUCUCCUCAGGUUGCAUCUGUUUCUUUUUCUAAGUCUACAAUAAAUUCACCUUAAAACAGUGAGGCAUUCUUGGACAUGUUGUAGAUAUUGCUAGAGCUUGAACACAGUGCAGUGUGUUUCUUUC